CCAUUUCUCGGAUUCACAGAAGUGGAAAUAAAUAAUCUCUCUCUGUCUCUCUUUCUCUUAGCUGAAGAUUUGCUGUCCAUAAAGCUCCUUUCAUGGCGGAGAAGCGAAUAUCGAUGGCGAGUUGAAGCUGUUCUCUGUCUGUGUUCUGCUGAAGAUUGGCUGUCGUAGAGCUCCUUUCAUGGCGAUUUGAAGCUAUGGAAUAUUUGUUGCCUUGCCUGGAUAAUUUAUUUUGAAGCAGCUGAGCAAGAAACAAAUCCAGAGUGGUGAAAGUGCAAGCAGUUUCCUCUUUUUUUUUUUUAACAGAAAUCUGGUUCUGUUUGAUCCGAGUUGAGAUUGUUGAACUUCUUUUUCUUCGAUUAUGUAUAGCUCAGCCUCAGAGGCGGUUCCAAGAGAUAUGAAGAGCAGUUAUUUGUUGUCUUCUACUUUUAAUCACUCAUUGGGAGAAGGAGAGUUCGUGAAGAAUAAAGAGGUGAGGAAUUUGGAUAUUUAUCAUAAUGAUCAGCAGCAGCAACAGCAAAGCUCGGGGCUAAUGCGGUAUCGAUCAGCUCCGAGCUCCUUCUUUGCUGCUCUAAUGGACAAUAGUAGUGGUGGUGAUGGCGGCGGCGGCGGCGGUGGUCGUGGUGGUGAGGAUUAUUUCAACCAUCAACUUGAGAGGAGUCCUGAAUCUGAAUCUGAAUCUAUGUUCGCAACGCCACCACCGCCGAUUCAGGGUAAUGGUUCUGGAAAUUGGGAUUCAAAUCUACACUUUUCCUCGUCUAUGAUGAAGCAGGAAGUUAAGGAUUUAUCUUGUCCACAUCCGAAUAAUGAAUAUUCUUCAGCGGUUUCGCAGUUGAUUUACGAAACAAGUCCUCCUCCGCCGCCGCCGCCGGUGAACUCUGCCUCUGGUGUUGGAUCUUACUCUGUUGUGGCCAUGGAAAAUCCAACGCAACUGAGGACCAGUAAUGCUAACUGCUCCAAUCUUAUCAGGCAGAGUAGCUCUCCAGCUGAAUUUUUCUCUGGAUUUUCUGUAUCUAGAGCUAGUAAUGGAACCUAUAGAGAAAUGAAUUCUUCAACUGGCAUGUUGAAUAAUCAUUUCAGCUUCCCAUCUGGGCCAUCUUCUUGCUCAAGGUUCAUGCCUCAGAUUGCUGAAAAUGUGUCUGAACGCAUAGGGACAGGUAGUCCUGAAAAUGAUAACACCACCAAUGGAUGCUAUGUCCCCAGCUUUUCAAAUGAUUCUUGGAAUGAUUCGAUGUUUACUAGCUUAAAAAGAAACAGGGAUGGUGAUGUGAAAAUGUUUCCUAGCUUGACUGCAUUGGAAUCUCAGAAUGGAAGCUCUAGAAAUUACACUCCUGGUUUAACUCACCAUUUGAGCUUGCCAAAAACUUCUGCUGAGAUGGCUGCCAUUGAAAAGGUUUUGCAGUUCCAACAAGAUUCUACACCUUGUAAGAUCCGUGCCAAAAGGGGUUUCGCCACUCACCCACGAAGCAUUGCAGAAAGGAAUAGAAGAAUACGGAUCAGUGAAAGAAUGAGAAGGCUACAAGAGCUUUUCCCAAACAUGGACAAGCAAACAAAUACAGCAGAUAUGUUAGAUUUGGCAGUUGAGCACAUCAAAGACCUUCAGGAACAAGUCCAGACAUUGACAGAUACUCGGGCAAAGUGCACAUGUUCGAGUGAACAGAAAUAAAUUUCAAAUCCUACGACAACUGGCUUUCUGUGCAGAAAAUAAUAGGCAGAGAAAGGAAGAAUGGGAAAAGAAAGCAACGGUUAGUUUUCUAUUUCAAUGCACUGGAUUACAGAAUGUGGGCAUUGUGUAGCCACAGUAGUUUUACUCACCGUAAAAUCCAUAUUGGAGAGGUUAAUUAUCCUAUUGAUUACUCUUAUUUGAACAACAGAUGCUCAAAUUUUCCUUGUAGAUUAUGUAAUUGACUGUUUAUUUGUGCCGUCCAACCAAUUAUUCCAAAUUAACCCCCUAUUGGAGAGCCUGGGAGGUCACACUCACAAGGUCAAACCCACCCAUGACAUUAAUCCAAAAAUUGUAACCCUUGGGAGUAUAUCAUGACGAGGGUUUAGAAACUUCUGUUGAUAUAAAGAUGAUCUUGGUAUUGUGGUGAUGGAUGGCUUCUUUGUUUUGGAAGCUUAGUUUCAUCAAAAUUUCACCAGUGAAAUGAAAUAAAUUCGAUGCUCAAUCACAGCUCUCUGAAUCCAAUUUCAUUUUGUUUUCCGUACAGCUGACAGGAAAUUUCAACUAGAUACUUAUUUGAUUAUGAGUCAUGAAAGUUGUUGUAACAUGUUUAAGAUUCAAGUCUCUUUAUAUGGUUAUUUAAAGACCUUCCUUUUUUGGC
Molecule: messenger RNA, 2321 nt
Organism: Ilex paraguariensis (yerba mate)
Lineage: Eukaryota; Viridiplantae; Streptophyta; Magnoliopsida; Aquifoliales; Aquifoliaceae
Source: the annotation of a GenBank genome assembly